AUGGAAGCAGUGCAAGGAGUCAGUUUGCUUCUACAUCAUACAUGGAAGGACAAUUAUAGGAUACAACUGGAGAGAAGCAGCGUUGAAUUUCUGUUAAAAAUGGGAAAUUCUAAGGUGUUUUUAAGCGCUGGCAGAAAAGGAAGACAGAAAAAGCUAUGUGAUGAUCUGGAGGAAAACCAUUCCAGACUGAAAGAAAGCACAGAGCACAGACCUGGAGAUAAGCUGAAUUUGAUGUGCUCAUCAGACAUCCAAGCAGAGGCAGAGCCUGGAGCUCAGAGGAGUGGUACAACUGAGCAGAGUCACUGGUAA
Rangifer tarandus platyrhynchus (Svalbard reindeer) is the source of this 309-nucleotide messenger RNA. Lineage: Eukaryota; Metazoa; Chordata; Mammalia; Artiodactyla; Cervidae. The record is from the annotation of a GenBank genome assembly.